UCAUGCUUUUCCAUGGUCAGACCACAUCCUUUGAGUCUAACACAUAAAGACAAGUGUCACGGUGGGUUUCAGUGCAGACGUCUUCAGAUCAAAGAGAGCGAUAAGAAGAAAUGUUGUGCCUGAGGGAUCUCUGUGUUCUUAUCUCAUGUGGGCUUCUUCUCAUUGUCCAGUCAAGUCAUGGCUCAGAGAUUAUUGGAGGGAAAGAAGUGACUCCACACUCGAUGCCUUACAUGGCUCUGCUGACUGGAAAGAAACUAUGUGGAGGGAUACUGAUCAAUCCAAAAUGGGUUCUGACUGCUGCACACUGUGACAAGAUUAAGAAAGUGUUGCUGGGGGUCCACGCACUCAAAAAGGAGAAACACUCCAGGCAGGUCCGAAAGGUGAAGAGACGUGUUCCUCAUCCAGACUUUAAUAAGAAAACAGCUGUCAAUGACCUCAUGUUACUGGAGCUCCAGACACCAGUGACGAAAACCGAGUCGGUGGAAUGGCGUAAGUUGGGUGAAACCGUCAGAGAUCCAGCAGCUGGGAAACACUGUCUGGUGGCUGGAUGGGGAGAAACGAAAAAGAAGAUGUCAGCUGUCCUGAUGUCUGUCAAUGUGACUGUCAUCGACAGAGUAGCCUGCAACUCUGACAAACAUUACAACCGUAAACCUGUUAUCACCAGUGACAUGAUAUGUGCUGGUUCAACUGGUAAAGAAAUGGCUGAUACCUGCAGAGGGGAUUCAGGAGGCCCGUUUUUGUGUGACAGACAAUUAGUUGGAGUGACCUCUUUUGGAGGUAAGAAGUGUGGUGACAAGAAAGAAGUUGGAGUGUACUCUUUUCUCUCCAAAAAGCACCUCAAGUGGAUCAGAGAAACAGUGGGGAUGUCUGAAAUUUAG
Messenger RNA from Acanthochromis polyacanthus (spiny chromis), 878 nucleotides. RefSeq names its product granzyme A-like. NCBI's taxonomy places the organism in Eukaryota, Metazoa, Chordata, Actinopteri, Pomacentridae. The record is from RefSeq and is a predicted model, not a curated record. Gene Ontology annotation, biological process: proteolysis. Gene Ontology annotation, molecular function: serine-type endopeptidase activity.